Lodderomyces elongisporus is the source of this 2259-nucleotide messenger RNA. It is a transcript of the gene DSL1, whose product is annotated as Dsl1p. The transcript has a single exon. The record is from RefSeq and is a predicted model, not a curated record. The coding region runs from base 1 to 2259 and encodes 752 amino acids. Lineage: Eukaryota; Fungi; Ascomycota; Pichiomycetes; Serinales; Debaryomycetaceae.
AUGUCUACUAUAACUGAAAGACUCGAGUAUGAGCGAGCGAAUCUUGGCAAGAUAGACAAUUAUUUAGAACAACUCCAAUCAAAGCUCACCAAAGAGUACCUUACAGAUGCAUUGAGCAAACAAGAUCGAUUCUACCAGCUGAAAUCUCCCACGGCUGACCAAGACGCCCAAAACAAGUCAAAACUGAAACUGUAUAAAGACCUUUCAUUAAAUCAAUUGAAUCAAAGGAAUGAGGAAGUAGAGCAACAGUUGCGCGAUUUGCGUACACUCCAGCAGAUUCAACUCAAUCUCAAUGAGAUUGAAUCCACAAUCGACAAUUUAAACAUUUCAAUGAGCUCGUUGUUAGAUUUGCAGCAUUUAAACACUUUAUUCAAAAGCAUAAAGGAUAAACUCACAUUGGAUUAUGUGAUAUGCAAGCAGGUUGCCAAAAAAGUCUCCAGUUUGCACCAGACUUUUAUGGCACGUUUGAAUGAUUAUUUACGAUUAGUAAUGCCUAAUGAGUGUACUAUUCAAAACCUCGCUAUUUUACACGAUUUCAAUUAUUUUGUGAUAAAGAAUGGAUACGUUUUGGACACAAUGGGAAGAUACAGAGAUUCAUGGGAUUUGAUUGUUGAUCGAAUCUUUAAUGCAAAUAACAAAAGUGAUGAAAUAAAGAUUGAAUUGCUUGAAAGAAAGGCUGGAGAGGAAGACGUGGAUGAAGAUUCAGUUGAAAUCAAGAUUGUACAAGCUUUUGACUCUAAUAAAAGCUUUCUCUCCAGCUUGUCGAAUUUCAUCAAAUUCAUUAAUGCAGUUAACGUGCCUUCCAUCAAACAAUUCUUAGAGUCCAAAAUCUCCAAGCUCAUAAUAGACAAGUUAUCGAGAAACAUCGAUUCCAUUAUCAAUGACCCUGCCCAAAUUGAUCAAUUGAAGCAACUUGUUAAAUUGUGCGAGGAAAAAAGUCAAAGCUGGAAUAUAUUAAGCAAAUUGGAAGGCCUGGGCAAAACAAUUGAGGAUAAGUUGCACUACCUACAUCAGGACUGGUUGGUUGACGAGUAUGUUAAUAAAGUAAAAGUGGCAAUUAUCCUGUCUGGAGUUGUACAAAGUGUUGCAAAGAUUAAUAUUAAAAGACUGCUGAAGGACACAGUUAAGGAAACUGUGAAUGUAGCACACAUGAAGGAGAUUGCACAGCACAAACAAGAGAGCCUUGAACAGACUGCACAAGCUGUUGUUGAAGAUGACAUUGAUGACGAUGCAGGUUGGGACGAAAAUUGGGAUGAUGGCUGGGACGUAGCUGAUGACAAUGAUAACGAAGAGGAUAAUGAUGGUGUGAAUGCACAUAUGGUCUCGAAAAAUGUAGAUUCAAGUCACAGGGAUGCAUCAAAGGAUAAAGAUAAAGAGACGAGGAACCAUGCUAAUAGGGAGAAUGAAGAAGAAAAAGAAAAAGAAGAAGAAGAAGAAGAAGAAAAAGAAGACGACAAAAAAGAAGGAAUAGAAAAAGUUUCUAUAUCAAGCAUACCCGAAAUAGUCAAGCCCAUAUUUAACGAAUUCUUAGGCAUUGCACCCAAGGAAAUAAAUUACCUUGUGACAACGAUUAAAGCAUUGGCCACGGUGCUUUAUCCCAACCCCAAAACAUCAUUUCUAUUGUAUAAUGAUUUUACUUUACUUUCCCAGGAGCUUUCGCACGACUCAUUUGCCCAAUUUGCCGAACAUACAUGGAACCAAGUCACAAUGGAAGUGUACCUGGAAUUGAAGCAACUCAUCAACUCGUUGGAUUUUAGUUUGGAUGUUGAGCUUGAAGAUGAGAGUGUUUUGGAUGAUUACAAUUUAAAUCAAAUCAGCUUGUUGUACAAGUGGUUUCAAACCUUGUUCGAAGAGACGGAACUACAAGCCACAAACCCGAGAAAAUUCAAGUUCUUUGUGGCAGAUCUGAUCGAUUUCAUAAACAAUAUAAUUAUGAGCAAAAUUAUCAGCAUGGAAGAUAUAGGGGAAACACAGUGUACGGUGAUCUCACUUACUGUGGAAAGCUUGAACAAUGUCACGGUACCUUACCUUACAUCUCUCGGAAUCCCACAAAAGACAAUUGAGUCGUAUAAUAAGCUAGAUAAUGUCAAAUUUUUACUAAACAACCAUUUGAAAGAUAUAAUGGAGAGGUUCUACCAAGGCGAGUUAUUCGAUCUCAAUACCGAGGAAAUUAUUGGGUUGCUUCGAAGUGUAUUUUUACCCAGUGAAUUGCGGGAUGGUUACAUUGAUGAAGUAAAAGAGUUUAGAAAUAUGAGCUAG